Molecule: messenger RNA, 1431 nt
Organism: Batrachochytrium dendrobatidis JAM81
Lineage: Eukaryota; Fungi; Chytridiomycota; Chytridiomycetes; Rhizophydiales
Exons: 2
Coding region: 1-1431 (476 amino acids)
Source: RefSeq, a predicted model, not a curated record
AUGCCUAUUGAUCACUAUUACAAUAGGUCAGAAACCAACUCAUCUUCUCCGCAGCUAUCGGAUCAAUCUCCUGAUCACAAUUCUGCACUUGAAAUUACAUAUAUUUCCAAUAACCAACUAUCGAGCUACAGUUCAUUUACAAUAUCAAUCCCUCCACUUAACAGUCAUGUUUAUGAUGACAAUGUCCAAGAUGACGAGGACGAUGAGGAUGAUGACGAACUUGGUCGGUUUGACUAUCCACUUGAUGCCGACGACAUUCGUCUAUUUCUAAAUUCAAGGUCAUACUCUUCAGUAGAAACAGUAGUCAAUGACCCUAGUGGUCAUCGAUCCAUUGAUGGGCUACAAGCCCAGCAGAGUAGAAUAAGACGACGGUAUGCAGUAUAUGGUCACCGUUCUAGCCAGUAUCCUGCUGAACAGAAUCAUCAGCCCCACUACACCACCACAGCUACAAUUGUAUCGUCGCCAAUCGCAUACGAUCCUCCAGAGAGCUUAUUGUCGCUUCAUACAAAUGAAGAAAGUGGCUUCAGUUACCAAGACGAUCAGUCGGGUGGUGGCUAUAAUAGAUACUAUAUGGACAAUGAUAUUGACGAUGUUCACUUUUCAAAUGGAUUGCCAUUCAUCACACUUGAGCAGUCUGGUGGUGACAAUACUCUGUCAGUAGCCGAUACACCUACUGACACAACCACUUCAGAUGCUCUUGGACUCGGCUGGUCCUACCAAGCCGUUCAAUAUCCUCACCAAUCAUCCAGAAGAGCAUCUCGUUUAAUUUCUGAUUCUUCAAACCAGGUUUUAUUUACAGCAUUAGACCCUACAUAUCGUGAAGGGCCAGUUCUGAGAGAACGACUGCUAUUCCUUUCUGAUUACUUUAUGAACAUGGAUAUCCUAUGUCAGCCAAACCUUUCAUCUGAUCAGUCAUUUGAACCAGAUUGUGAUUUACCUCGUAGCAUUGUUGAUAUACCUGCCACUGUGUUGGAUCGUCACGUCGACCAUCUCGGCACAUAUCAGAGUUCUGACAUCCAAUCACAAUCGGCAGUUACUUUAUUUCAAAGUCAAAAUAAUCAGCAAACCUUGCAUAACCACUCUUUCUCAGAUCCCGUUUUAAACACACCAGUAUCUCCUACGUCCGAUCAUUUGCCCUACUCUCCGUUUGUCAGCUCUCUCAAUACUCCCCUGUCCAGCUUCAUCGACUCGAUAGCAAAAUUUCCAUUGUCAACGGUUUUUUGUGCCUGUUUUGAAGCUCAGUUAGAAAAGCUGCAGGCAUUGUUACUCGAUAGCAAUGGCAAUCUGCUACCGUUUUCCCAGAUCAAGCAUAUUCGUCCAAACGAUAUUACCGAUUCAAUUGAUGACCUUGCUCAUCUAGAAUAUUCCAUUAAUCAACUUCGCAAUAUUCCCCAUUUUGGCAGGCUGGUAACCAUGCUGUUUCACAAAUGA